Molecule: messenger RNA, 1734 nt
Organism: Sciurus carolinensis (gray squirrel)
Lineage: Eukaryota; Metazoa; Chordata; Mammalia; Rodentia; Sciuridae
Gene: Tsks
Product: testis specific serine kinase substrate
Exons: 11
Coding region: 1-1734 (577 amino acids)
Cellular component (GO): centriole
Molecular function (GO): protein kinase binding
Source: RefSeq, a predicted model, not a curated record
AUGGCGAGCGUGGUCGUGAAGACGAUCUGGCAGUCCAAAGAGAUCCAUGAGGCUGGAGACCCUCCCGCAGGUGUCGAGAAUCGCUCCCAGCUGGCCCCUGAGGCUCCCGGGGGGGUGACCAGUCCAGCCAAGGGGAUCACGAAGAAAAAGAAAGCCGUGUCGUUCCACGGCGUGGAACCCCGGAUGUCCCAUGAGCCGAUGCACUGGUGCCUGAACCUCAAACGGUCCUCCGCCUGCACCAAUGUGUCAUUGCUCAACCUGGCCGCGGUGGAGCCCACCGACUCCUCGGGGACAGAUUCGACCACGGAAGACAGCGGUCCACUGGCGCUGCCCGGGCCCCCCGCCUCCCCCACCACGCCCUGGGCUCCAGAUGACCCGGACAUCACAGAACUUCUGAGUGGGGUCAACAGUGGAUUGGUCCGGGCCAAAGACUCUAUCACCAGUUUGAAGGAAAAGACCACCCGGGUUAAUCAGCACGUGCAGACCCUGCAGAGCGAGUGUUCCGUGCUGAGCGAGAAUCUAGAGAGAAGGCGGCAAGAGGCUGAAGAGUUGGAAGGGUACUGUAGUCAACUCAAGGAGAACUGCCGGAAGGUGACCCGGUCGGUGGAAGAUGCUGAAAUCAAAACCAACGUCUUGAAGCAGAACUCCGCCCUAUUGGAGGAGAAGCUGAGAUACCUGCAGCAGCAAUUGCAGGAUGAGACGCCGCGGAGGCAGGAGGCCGAGCUACAGGAGCUGGAGCAGAAGCUGGAGGCCGGCCUCUCCCGGCACGGCCUGGGCUCUGCCGCUCCGAACCAGGGCUGCUCCGGCCCGCCGGGGAGUCCUGAAGAACCUCCUCGGCUGCGCGGCCUGGGCCCCGGCGGCUGGGGAACCGGGUCCCGGGCAGGGGAGAGCCCCUACGGGAGCGAUCAGGAGCUGCAGAAGGUGUCCGCCGGUCUCGAGGAGUUGAGGAGGGAGGUGUCCUCGCUGACUGCACGGUGGCAUCAGGAGGAGGGGGCGGUGCAGGAGGCCCUGCGGCUGCUAGGGGGCCUGGGCGGCAGGCUCGACGGCUUCCUGGGCCAGUGGGAGCGGGCGCAACGCGAACAAGCUCAGACCGCCCGGGGCUUGCAGGAGCUUCGAGGUCGGGCGGACGAACUGUGCACCAUGGUGGAGCGGUCAGCAGUGUCUGUGGCUUCACUGAGGAGCGAACUGGAGGGGCUGGGCCCAGUGAAACCGAUUCUGGAGGAGCUGGGGAGGCAAUUUCAGAACCCCCGAAGAGGACCUGACCACUCAAUGAGCCUGGAUCGGUCCACGCAAGGCUCCUGUGCUCGCUGUGCCAGCCAGGGGCAGCAGUUGUCUUCCGAGUCCCUGCAGCAUCUGCUGGAGCGAGCACUGACACCGCUGGUGGACGAGGUGAAGCAGAGGGGCCUGGCUCCUGCUUGUCCCAGCUGCCAGAGGCUACACAAGAAGAUUCUGGAGCUGGAGCGCCAGGCCUUGGCCAAACACGUCAGGGCAGAGGCCCUGAGCUCCACCCUUCGGCUGGCCCAAGACGAGGCCCUGCGGGCCAAGAACCUGCUGCUGACGGACAAGAUGAAGCCGGAGGAGAAGGUAGCCACUCUGGACUAUCUACACCUGAAGAUGUGCUCCCUCCACGAUCAGCUCAGCAACCUGCCACUUGAGGGGUCCACGGGGACAAUGGGGGGAGGAAGUAGUGGGGGGACUCCCCCAAAACGUGGGGGUCCAGCCCCUGAGCAAUAA